Molecule: messenger RNA, 873 nt
Organism: Megalopta genalis
Lineage: Eukaryota; Metazoa; Arthropoda; Insecta; Hymenoptera; Halictidae
Product: odorant receptor 82a
Biological process (GO): sensory perception of smell; detection of chemical stimulus involved in sensory perception of smell
Cellular component (GO): plasma membrane
Molecular function (GO): odorant binding; olfactory receptor activity
Source: RefSeq, a predicted model, not a curated record
CACAAUUAACGUUUGAUUUUUAGAAACAGUCUACUUUAUAAAUCAAGUUCAGUAUAUACAAACUGUUGAUAGGAAAUCAAUGUAAGAAUUUAAACAAAAAUUUUAAUAAAAAUCAGAGAUCCAGGACCAAGUAUUUUUUGCACAAGGAUCAACCGAUUUUCUGUCUGUUUUGCGAAGAAUCGUAACUUUUAAGGCACAUUUCUAUUUCGACUAAUAAUUGACGUUCUUUAAACGAUUACUAUUAUUCCAGUGUUCCCGAUUCGUGAUUUGUCGUGAAAAACUGAUGCAGGUGGCCGACACACUCGAGGCACUGUUCCAGGAGACUGCGAUGCAGCAACCCCCUGAUUCACCCGCUUUCCAGUUCAUGCUGCCCUUUUACCGUCUGGGAUACUACCACUACGUGUGCAUGGUCAGCACCGCGAUUUUAUACUCGAUCAAACCGCUGAUAGAUCUGACAAUUCGACACGCGAAUAGGUCGACACCGUUUCCCGCAAUUUUUCCGUUGCCGAUCGACUCAACCGCGUUUUUCGUGGCGCACUAUCUGCUCGAGGUGAGCAUCUGUUACUCGUUUUGUAUCAUAACUUCCGGGGUAGACGCGUUUUUCACUCUGUGCGCGUUCCGCAUGAGCUCCGUGUUCCGAGCGAUGGCAGUCCAGCUGGAGGAAUUUCCGAAACGACGAAAUGGCGAGAACACCGAGCAGUUCUUGCGGAACUGUAUCGACCGUCACGUCACGUUGAUCAAGUGUCGAGAAAUUAUGGAGGAGAUUUACGGGCCUAUCAUUUUCUCUGUCAUGAUGUCCAAUUGUCUGGGCAUGUGCGCGUUGAUAUUCGAGGUCACUAAGGUCAGUGUAAUCGCGUUGCAAUGAAACAUCAA